Messenger RNA from Cetraspora pellucida, 280 nucleotides. The record is from the annotation of a GenBank genome assembly. Lineage: Eukaryota; Fungi; Glomeromycota; Glomeromycetes; Diversisporales; Gigasporaceae.
UACAAAGAUAAUAUUCUUUUAAAGUUAGAUCAAUUACUUAAAAAUUCACUAUCUCUUAUAACAGUAAAGUCAUCUAUGGAUACUACAAUUGAACAAGUUACUUUUCAAAAAAAUAAAUUUGGAGUCAUAUUUUCAAUAGCUAAAAUAGAAAUUAACAUUGCUUUAAAAACUAAAAGUAAUAAAGAAUUAGUUCAAUUACUAAAGGGCUUUAUUUUAGCUAAACAAAAUGUUGGUAAUAAUAAUUCAAGAAUAGAAAACAAUAAAAUUCAAAAUAAUGAUA